AGCUCUUCUCUUGACUGCCAACUGCACGUCACGCUAUUUAUCUCGAAGAGCAGAGAAUCCACGGCCAGGCAAACUCGGAUCGCGCUCCGUGACUCGCAUCUGCUAUGACAAUGAAUCUGUGGGAGAUGGUGUCCUUCAGCUGCCUGAGAAGUCCUCCUGCGGCUUGAUGCGGUCUCCUUCGCCUUGACUGGAUCGCCUGUCCAACACCACAGUCCUCUCACAAAUCAGGAACGACCGCCGCUGUAAGUCGCACCUGCUCCUCGAGAUUCGAUAGAAACUCCUUCAGGUGCUGGUGCCCUUUCUCCCAAUUACUGCUGAUCGAGUUUGAAGAUGGAGGAGGGCACUGUAGAUGAUGUCCCGACUCUUUCCAUCAUCCCUUACGACAACAACCGUGAGAUCGUGCUCCGUCACGCAGACACGAUUGUUUACCGUGACCCGAGAACGAACCAACUUGUUCCGUUCCAUCGAAACCAAGACAUAGAACGACGCACCAACGACUGUCCAACCUGUGGUCGACCCUGGCACGGCCCAGGACCCUCAAGCACCCAAGAGCCCGGAUCAAGUCCAAUGGAAGACCAGCCGAGUUUCAUCACAGAGGGCUACUUCGAAAUGCUCGCACGGAGUCUACCUGGCUCCAACGAAACAUCUGCACCUCCCUCUCCAAGACGCCGCAUCGUCCAGCCGGUACGCUCCCGGCUUCAUCCUUCCUCAGCCGCGGUGUCUCCACCCCCCAAUGCAGAGUUCAUCGCCAGCGCCCCGGUGCCUGCCAGUCAGGCCCAUGGGAUCUCGGAGACGGCUUUUUCCCCCAACUACUUUGAGAAGUUCUUUGUGGAGGAAAGAGAGCUCGGAAGAGGCGGCCGAGGCGUCGUGCUCUUGGUCAAACACGUCCUCGACGGCGUUACCCUCGGCCACUUCGCUUGCAAACGCGUCCCCAUUGGAGAUGACCAUGCAUGGUUGGAGAAAGUUCUAGUCGAGGUCCAACUUCUGCAGACCUUGUCGCACCAAAAUCUGGUCUCCUACCGCCACGUCUGGUUAGAAGACUUCCAGAUCAGCACGUUUGGCCCGAGCGUACCCUGCGCGUUUAUUCUGCAGCAAUACUGCAACGGGGGCGAUAUGCAGAACUACGUCUUAGGCUCGGCACAAGCUUCCACGACGACGCAAGAACUCAAAGAACGAAUUCGUCGCAAGUCGAGGGGGGAAACGGACCUUCCUCGGCGCGCAAAUGAACCCAAAAAGUUACACUUCGACGAGAUUUACAAUUUUUUCAAAGACAUUACCUCGGGCUUGAGGCACCUUCAUCAUAACGGCUUCAUUCAUCGAGACCUGAAACCGAGCAACUGCCUGUUACACACGGUUGGUGGCGAAACCAGAGUCCUGGUUAGCGACUUCGGCGAAGUCCAGUACGAAUAUGCUACUCGAAAAUCCACCGGUGCUACAGGGACUAUAUCCUACUGCGCUCCCGAAGUGCUUCGACGCAUCUCUCCGGGCGGGCCUUUUGAGAACUUUACGUCCAAGUCCGACAUCUUCUCGCUGGGCAUGAUCCUACACUUCCUCUGUUUCGCAACCCUGCCUUACAACUCCGCAAACGUCCUUCAUGAAGAGCGCGAAGACGUAGACGAAUUGAGAGAAGAGAUUACUAACUGGGGAGGAUUUGACGACCAGCGCAAAUUGCGUCCCGAGCUACCGCCGGCUCUUUACUCUUUUCUCAAGCGACUCUUGUCCCUGAAUCCAGAUGAACGGCCAAGCGCAGACGACGUCCUCCAGGUCGUUUCGUCCGGUCGACUUGAUGACAUUCCCGCUGCGCGGAGGCGAAACUCAAUGGAGCCAGAGGAGUUGACGCCGGGCCGACGGAUUCAAAAGUUGGAUACACCACAGAAAGGGAACUCCCCACAGGGUAGACCAAGCCUUGAUAUGGGAUCCAGGUCGAAACGAUCAUUCUUCAGGGCUACGAGGUCUGUGUCUCAAGAGCCGAAAAAUGCCGAAGCAGUCAUCAGUGAUCACGGUUACACAAGCGGCAGCGAAGCGGACCGUGAACAACGUGCACCCAAAGCCUCCAUGUCGACACGGCGCGAGUCUGGCAAUCUCAGGCUUAAUAGCACUAUGAUCCUGCGAGCCAAACGGGCCUCAGCGUCUCUCCCUUCCUCCCCUCUAAAAAAGUCUCCCACCACUUCCCCAGUCCGGCAACAGCUUCUCCUCGAACCCGCACAACAGCUCGAUCGAUCAGCUCUUUCUCUCUUCCUCGAUCGAAUCUAUACUUUCCUCAACGCGCCUAUCACUUCUCCCUCUACCCGUCUGGCCAUACUCGGUGUAAAAUUAUUCAUCACUCUCCAACCUUGCCUAUCUCAGGGCAUGAAUGCGAUAGUCGUCUAUCCUAUCAUUGCCACCGCAUUACUUGAGUUUUCGCUGACACAUUUACGGAUAUGGAAAGCCUUAAUCGCUAUGCUGGCCCACGUCUUUGUGCUUUCGUUCGCAUGGAGAACGGAUAGGUUGUGUCAAGGCUCGAACGGUGGGUGGAUGCACUGGGACGACGGUGACUGAGAAUUUUGAGCCCAUAUAUAUCAAGAGCACAAAAAGCAUGUUUUGACCGAUCCAGGGAGGCUCGAGUUGCUUGGUCGGAGGAACACACAAUGUCUUUUGCUUCCCAUUGCGAAGAUGUACCCUCCCGAUGCCUAUGAACCCCAUGCAGGUCUCGCUAUCGACCCCAUCGGUCUGCCUCGACCGACUCGUGGUAUUCCUUACCUUGCCUGCGAUCGACCUCCUCAGGGGUGCGGAACGCCCCUUCUCCUCGCCUUGCACCAAUACCCGUCAAUUGUAAUAGGCAAAUAUCUCAAAUGGGAAGCUGAAAAACGUCAUGUCAACACUAUCAGGCCUCAUUGGAAGUGAGGCCUGUGGGCAUAGGGGCUUAUGUGAAUCUGUUCUGGGUCUUCUUGCAGCGGAAUGCGGUUACGAGGGUGUUGUCACCCGAACCAAGAUAAACACUAAUACACAUCCUUCCACAACCAGCGAAACGGCACGGUUAUGUUCAUGGUAUCUAAGUGCAGUGGCUUGACAUACGACUUCGUGUCACUAACAUGCCUGGUUGAAGGGGCGCUGAACGUCAUCCAUUCCACAUAAUGUC
Cladophialophora immunda is the source of this 3118-nucleotide messenger RNA. RefSeq lists its product as uncharacterized. NCBI's taxonomy places the organism in Eukaryota, Fungi, Ascomycota, Eurotiomycetes, Chaetothyriales, Herpotrichiellaceae. The transcript has 2 exons. The record is from RefSeq and is a predicted model, not a curated record. Gene Ontology annotation, molecular function: protein kinase activity; ATP binding. Gene Ontology annotation, biological process: protein phosphorylation. Bases 331 to 2538 code for a protein of 735 amino acids.